UGAAGCGAGCACCAUGUUAUCAUUUAACUAUGUCGAUUAUUUUUUAUAAAUCUUUUACCUUACAUAUGUUUAUUUAGAAGAAUAAAUUAAUUUUGUUGUAAACGAAAAUGUCUUACAACCAUUUGAAAGGUCGCGAGCUUGCUCUGGCUAUGCUUAGAGCACUGCCAAGAGUAAGUUUAGCUAACCUCACAUCAAAUCCGGGAUCUAGAAAAUAUCCUAAAAGAGGACGAGGUCAGCAUGGAGGUGACAAACAUGGAGCUGGUAAUAAGGGUUCUGGACAGAGACAAAAUUUUAUGAGACUUGGCUAUGAAACUGGAAACACUCCAUUUUAUCUUCGAUUUGGUUAUGAACCUUAUUAUAAAGGACACCAUUUAAGACGGCAGUAUCCUCCUGUGUCAUUGCAACAGCUUCAACUGCUUAUUGAUACAAAUAGAAUUGACUCAUCAAAGCCUAUAGAUUUAACAGCUCUAGUGAACACUGGUGUUAUUGAUGUUAAUCCAAACUGGAAACAUUAUGGCAUAAAUCUUACGGAUGAGGGAGCAGAUAUAUUCCAAGCAAAAGUUAAUAUUGAAGUUCAAUGGACAACAGAACCAGUAAUUGCAGCUAUUGAAAGAAAUGGUGGGGUGAUAACAACAACGUUUUACGACUUGCAAUGUGUGCAUGCUGCAGUUGAUCCAGUAAGGUAUUUUAAAAAAGGAGAGCCAAUACCUCGACGAUUGUUACCUCCAAAUGAUUGUCUAGAAUACUAUUCAAGUGCUGCAACAAGAGGAUACUUAGCGGAUCCGGAAAAAAUAUCGCAAGAACGACUAGUUCUGGCACAAAAGUACGGCUAUGAACUUCCAAGAAUUGAAGAUGAUCCUGAUUAUAAAAUGUUAACAGAACGUAAAGAUCCUCGUCAAGUAUUUUACGGACUGCAACCAGGAUGGGUCGUGAGUCUGCGAGAUAAAUUGAUUCUAAAGCCAAAGGCAGAUUAUCUUAAUGAAUAUUAUAAUAGUUAAAUUUUAUACUUAUAUUAUAUUUGAGGAAAUCUUAUGUAUGUACGUUAUUAAUGUUUACAUUUUACAUUUACAGUAAAAUGUUUAAUUAAAAGUAUAAAUGGCAUUUAAUAGACAUUUUUACAAACUGUAACGUAAAACUAAAAACAAGUAGACAUGUAUAUUGGUACAAUAAAAAAAGUUUAGAUUUGUUUAUGUACUUUAUAUUGCAGAAUUAUUUUGAAUUAAUAAGUUGAAUGCAAAAUAAUCAACAGCUGCAGUAAAAAUGUUUUGUUGUUUCAAAAUCUACAGUGUUUAAGUGGUAAUCAUAUAAGUAAAUAAGACAAAGAGUAAUAGGAUUACGUAAAGGUUUUGUAAAUGUUGUAUUUUCUAGUUCUUAUUAUGCAUGUUACUGUUUGUUGAAUAAUGUAAAUCAUCAUAAUACAUACAAAUGAGUUUGAGUUUUACUUAAUACAU
Molecule: messenger RNA, 1451 nt
Organism: Phymastichus coffea
Lineage: Eukaryota; Metazoa; Arthropoda; Insecta; Hymenoptera; Eulophidae
Gene: mRpL15
Product: large ribosomal subunit protein uL15m
Exons: 5
Coding region: 108-998 (296 amino acids)
Biological process (GO): translation
Cellular component (GO): mitochondrial large ribosomal subunit
Molecular function (GO): structural constituent of ribosome
Source: RefSeq, a predicted model, not a curated record